AGCUGGAGAGCCGCAGCCACGUGGCUCUACCGCGCGCCGGUUUGCAACGAGCGACCGAACAUACCUGGACCUUGUCCAAACGCGGCCACCCAACCUGCGCAACUCUACUGCGACCGAAAGCUAACACUCAUUGGCUACGCCGCCUCGCGCUGCCUUCAUUCUUUUGUGUUGGCUCAACUGAAAAUAUUAAACUUCUAACUGCCAUCGAUAAAAAACAACUUUAUUCUUUCACGACAAUCCCUAGUCUGUUGCAAAAAACUAUGACUCAACUUGGCGACUCGGAAAAGCCAACUUCCGCCGAAGACCAAAGCAAAGAACAAGGUGACAAGCAGAAAACGGAAGGCAGCAGCAAAGACGAAGCUCUAGCUGCUGCGUCCGACGAAGCUGGGAGCCCGAACUCACCUGCUGCAUCCCCGGAAGCGUCUCCAGAAGCCUCUCCCGAAAUGUCACCCCCUGCACGGGACAGUGACAAGGGCGACAGUAUCCUGUGCAAAACUACCAUCGUACUAGUAUAAAUCGCAUGACAAAUUUUCUCAGCAUGAGAAAUGCAAUUUGUAGUGCGGGUUUACCUAACGAGAAGAGCUUCAAUUUGUAACGCAUGGCUGCGAUUACUACUAGUAGGUACGAUACUUUUACAAUCCAUAGAUAGCCCGGCGUCGCCAAGCUCGGGGCAGAGAUAUGAAACAACAGGAUGUACUUCUUGGUCGCGUAAUGUUGCCAUCUUCUACUAGUGUGUAGUACAACACUCUUGCGAUUUAUUCGAUUUGUGAUGUGGAGUAGCAAGAACAUGGGCAGCACCAGCUGCAUUUGCAAGAUUCAGCUUCUUCAGUCCAUGUUUGCUGCAUGACAAUGUCAACAAAUUAUCGCAGCUCAGUAUGAUGAAGAUGGCAGCAGCACCAUGACUACUUUUUAGCAUUGCAUACCAAUCCGGAACCAGUUAUGGAAGUGUCAGAAUCGAAAUUGACAAAAUCGAAAAACUUGUGAUGCAUAAAAUCGAUACCAGUUGGUGCCUCAGUUUGCAAGCGGCGCAUGACAAAUUUCGGGAGCACCCAAAUGCAGUCUGUCAUGCUGUUUGGGCAAAGAAGACUGCUCCUGUCAUGCUACUCUGGCAGCACAUUGCACACCCCUAAACAGGCUUGCAAUCGGACUCAUUUGCCUGCUCCCCAACACAGGCCACGCGUGCCCUACAUUUUAUGCAUUACAAAUUUUUCGAUUUCGACUUUGUCAAUUUCGAUCCUGACACCCCCAUACCAGUGACUAACAACCAGAUGACGCCAGAAGAGAUGGCGAACGCGGUAAAUAGGAUUUUUUUUGCUCCGUCGUGAAAAUGAAAAACAUCUUUCUAUGCAUGCAGCGUGAGAAGGAGCACAACUACAAGCACGAUAGGCCGCUAAUGGCAAUGUUCUUCCGCAUGACAAAUUGUUGGAAUGAUAAAUUUUUAUCCAGGCUUCGCAGGCGGCUUUCCAGAAGUUUUCGAAGGACUACAUGAUGCUGCAGAACAUGAAUUCAAACAGUUUGCCAAAACAAGGCGACAGAGACAACGUGAAAUUCGCUUACUACAAGAAGAAGCAAAAUUCCGACUCGCCAACCAGCAAUGAGGAAAACUCGGACUCGCCGAACUCUAACCUGUGCAAAAGUAUCGUACUCGUACUGCAGUCAUGCAUUACAAGUCCUUUUGUUAAGGUAAAUCCGCAUUACAAAUUCUAUUUCUCAUGCUGAGGAAAUUUGUAAUGCAAUUAUACAGUGCGAUACUUUUGCAAUGCAUAAACUCUCCCUCCAACCGAAACCGGAAGAGGGACGCCGGUGAUAUGAAGGUCCUAUCCACAGGAAAUUUCUGGUACACGUACAAGUCCAGCAAUUGCGGUCUCUGCAUGACAAAACUUACCCUCGGUCCUGGUGUAGCAUGACAAGUAGUUUUACAUUUCAAAUUGGCGAAAUUUGUGACGCAUUUUGUACAUGUACCGGAAUAAAUUUGUAGUGCAUAGGUCCCGAAAAGCCGCAACGAAAACAAACCGGUGUACACGAAUACCGACCGCAGCCACGGUUUCCACAAGAUCGAAAACACGGACUAUGACGAACAAGUGAAGAAGCAGCUAUGGAAAACAGAAAGAACUCAGCCGUCCUCUUCAUACACGACUGGUUUGUGAUGCUGCGUGAGGAACUCUCACAUGAAGAGAAUGUCAACAUGCCUUUCAUCUUUAUCUAUGUUGCGUCUAUAUUGUGCAUUACAAUCGUGUGCUGGAAGAUGAUGAUGAAUUUGUCUUGCAUAACCAGUCGACAACGGGUCCUACACUAAGUACCGUUCUGGUGUUUACCUCGCGUCUGGAACCUCCCACGGCGACUACGUUUCCAAGGGGAGUAAUUUCCACGGCAACCACUUUCACGAUGCGGUCAACAUGUUUGGUGCAUCCAAUAUCGACACCGACAACAACGACGGAACGAUAUGCAUUGCAAAAGUAGUAUCGUACUAGUAGGAAUUGGAAUUGCAUUACAAAUUUUCUCAGAAAAAAAAGGAAUUUGUCAUGCUGAGCAGCUACUAAGUAAAGUAGAUUUGUCAUGCGAGGCUGCAAUUACUACAUAGUACGAUACUUUAUUUGCAGUGCAUAAACGACCGUGGGCAACAAGAUCUACAAAUCCUACAAGAACCUGUUUGAAAAGCAGGAGAAAAUCGACUCCUAUCAGCAGACCUUGUUGUUAGACGAGGACUUGGAUAUCAUGCCGAUUACCACCUCUCCCCACGCGUUUAAGGUCUACUUGGUCCUGUACGUGAUUGGGAUCGUCG
Amoebophrya sp. A120 is the source of this 2782-nucleotide messenger RNA. The record is from the annotation of a GenBank genome assembly. Lineage: Eukaryota; Dinophyceae; Syndiniales; Amoebophryaceae.